AUGAUUGUACAGUGUGAACGCUACAUAAGAUCACCUGUUGUCCCAAGACCAACAGCACCAAAAGAGGAAAAACCAAUUCCUAUGCCAAAGCCAGGUGGUCCUACAAAAGGACCUGGACAGCCGAAUGAUGUCCCACCUAUCGUUGGUCAUAAUAAAAAUGAAAUGAAUAUCAUUUUAAGUUGUAAACAAAAAGAACUAUUUCAGUUAGAACAUUUAGUCCAAGCUGGUGAAUUACAAUAUAUCAACCAAACUUUAGCAGAUAUAUCAGAAAAGUUGGUUACUGAUUUUCAACAUAAACAUAAGUCAUUUUCCGAAUUUAUUCAGAACUGUUUAACACCUGUAAUGUAUUUAUUAAAACGUCUACAGAAUUUAGAUCAUUUUAUGACUACACUUAUAUUUAAAUAUCACCCAAUACAGCAGAAAUCAAUCCAUCAAUCAACGGAAAGAACAAAUUUGAGUUUACGAAUGCUGGUACAUGUCUUAUUCAUCAAUUCCGAUAUAUUUUUAAGACGAAUUGUUAUGUCAUUAUUAAGUAAACGAAAUCCAGUACCAUUUAUUUCACCAAAUAUUGAAAAUUCCAAUAAAAAUGAACAAUAUGAAUUUAUGACAAUUAAAGGAUAUACUUGA
This is a messenger RNA of Didymodactylos carnosus, 627 nucleotides long. Lineage: Eukaryota; Metazoa; Rotifera; Eurotatoria; Philodinida; Philodinidae. The record is from the annotation of a GenBank genome assembly.